Molecule: messenger RNA, 1455 nt
Organism: Cuscuta campestris
Lineage: Eukaryota; Viridiplantae; Streptophyta; Magnoliopsida; Solanales; Convolvulaceae
Source: the annotation of a GenBank genome assembly
AAUACAUUUUGCUGGAGAGAAUUUUGGUUAUUUCAGAGGGGGUAAGGGCAUUAGACAAGGAGAUCCAAUUUCUCCAUUGCUAUUUGUCAUCAUUAUGGAAUACUUGUCAAGAGCUUUUCUGUGGUUUGCAUCUAAAGAGCAUUUUGGUUAUCAUCCAAUGUGCAAGUCUCUGAAACUCAUCAAUAUUAUCUUUGCUGAUGAUCUUAUAGUUGCCUGUAAAGCAGAUAUAAAAUCCAUCACCUGUAUUAUGAGAGCUUUGCAACAUUUCAGGGAUACCACUGGACUCAAUAUCAAUUACGGGAAAUCUGAAAUUAUCUUUGGAGGAAUCAAACCUCAGGAGGAAAACGAGCUACUACAAUUAACCAGGAUGAGGAAAGGACAACUGCCAUUCACAUAUCUGGGGGGUCUUAUUACCUCAUCUAGAAUCAGUGCUAAGGAUUGUGAAAGGCUUAUUGAGAAAAUGACAACUAAGAUCACUGCCUGGACUUCAAAGAACCUCUCUUACGCAGGAAAAUGCAAACUGAUCAACUCUGUGUUAUAUGACUCCUCAAAUCUUCAGAUUUCAAAUCCGCAAGCAGAGACGUCUGAGACGCAGUCCAACACUUGCGACUGUUCCGACUUCGGAGUUCUGAAUCGCAGAGAGCCAGAGACGCAGACUCAGGCAGACGCUCUUGAAUCUUCUUCCCUGUGCAGCCUGUGCUCUUCCACCUUCCGCCGUCGCAGUGACGCAGUCCGAAUCGGAAGUUCUUUAAUCGCAGCCUGUGUUCUUUAAUUUUUGUCCAAGAUUGACGACAAUCUUCAAUUUUUGACGAGAAUCUUCAAAUUUUGUCCAAGAUUGAAGCAUCUAACCAAGAAGAAAGAGAUUGAAUCAUUGGAUAAUAUUACUGAUGUGCCAUCUUUUCAAUCAUCUGAGACGACUGAAAGUAAUAUACAAUGUAAUGAGGCAACUGAGAAUUCAAAUGACAUAAUCGACUUGUGUGGAAUGACAGAAGAAGAGUACUUGGCAGCUUUGAAAGCCAACGAAAGGGCCGAUAUUUGGGUGCAUUUUACCAGAAAGUUUGUGUCUGGUAAGAUUAAAGCCUUUUUUCAUUAUUACAAGCAUAAAGGUUUUGCUGCUCACCCCAAACUAAAUGGUACCACUGCUUUGAAAAAUCACAUGGAUAAAUGUAGAGAGUACCCACCUAAUAAAGAGUUAUGGAGUCAAAGACAAAAAAUUUUAACUUAUGACAAAAGUAAAGACUUGGAGGUACUGGGAAAUUCUCAAGAUGAAAUUACUAAAGCGUGUGUGCAAAUGAUAAUUCUAGAUGAGUUACCAUUUAGUUUCGUGGAAGCAAAAGGAUUUCGUUAUUUUUGUAGAGUUGCAUCCCCCCAUUAGAGAGUGCCAAGUCGUAAGACGAUUGCCAAAGAUGUGCUUAACAUGUUUUACGUUGAGAAGAGUAAAUUAAAAGAUGAUUU